UCCAGGGUUUGAUAGCCAUCCCUCAGUGUCAAACUUCGGGUUUAUUUCUCUCGGUUUACCUGUUCACUAAGCAGCGCCAUGUUUGCCGUCAGAAAAGCUCUCCGCCUCGGCUCCAGGCUCUCCAUCCCCGCGGUGGCGAGGAGAGGUUGCGCCGGGUCUGCGAUACCUGUGGACGAUGUUGUGAACGGACUCACCGACGAGCAGAUACAGCUGAGGCAUACAGUUCGUAAAUUCUGUGCAGAAAAGCUUGCACCCUUUGCUGAUGAGAUCGACAAGAGCAAUGAAUUUCCAGGAAUGCGGAAAUUUUGGACAGAAAUGGGAGAGAUGGGACUCCUUGGCAUCACAGCUCCAGUGGAAUGUGGGGGCACAGGAUUGGGUUUCCUCGACCAUGUCAUCGUGAUGGAAGAAAUGUCACGAGUGUCAGCAGCCAUUGCGCUCAGUUAUGGCGCCCACUCUAAUCUUUGCGUCAACCAGAUGGUCCGCCACGCCAAUGAGAAACAGAAGGAAAAGUACAUGCCAAAGUUAAUGACAGGAGAGCAUGUAGGAGCCCUCGCCAUGAGUGAGCCUAACUCCGGCUCUGAUGUGGUCUCUAUGAAACUAAAGGCUCAGAAGAAGGGAGACUAUUACAUUCUGAAUGGCAACAAGUUCUGGAUCACAAACGGGCCAGAUGCUGAUGUCCUCAUCGUUUAUGCAAAGACAGAUCCUGAUGCCUAUCAAAAGGGGAUCACAGCUUUCAUAGUUGAAAAGGGAAUGCCAGGAUUCUCUACAGCACAGAAGCUCGACAAACUCGGCAUGAGAGGAUCUAACACCUGCGAGCUGGUCUUUGAAGACUGCAAGAUCCCAGAGGAGAACAUCCUGGGUCCGUUGAACAAAGGUGUUUAUGUGAUGAUGAGCGGCUUGGAUCUGGAGAGACUUGUGCUGGCAUCAGGACCUAUCGGCAUCAUGCAGGCAGUUUUGGACUAUUCCGUUCCCUACCUGCACGUCAGAGAAGCUUUCGGACAGAAAAUUGGACACUUUCAGCUAAUGCAGGGAAAGAUGGCCGACAUGUACACCAGGCUGAGCUCCUGUCGGCAGUACGUGUACAACGUGGCCCGGGCCUGUGACAGAGGACACUUCAGUUCCAUGGACUGUGCUGGAGUGAUUCUGUACUGUGCCGAGAACGCCACUCAGGUUGCUCUGGAUGGCAUUCAGUGUUUGGGCGGUAACGGCUACAUCAAUGACUACCCCGUGGGACGGUACCUGCGUGAUGCCAAGCUGUACGAGAUCGGUGCCGGUACGAGUGAGAUUCGCCGGCUCAUUAUCGGACGAGCCUUCAACUCCAUGUUCAAGUAAUCACAAGUUAGAAAAAGAAAAAAAAACGAUCUCUCAAAGCUGUGCGAGUGUUUGCCGUGGAUGAACACAGUUACUCUCACCCCUGGGCCUUACACUGCAUGAACUACUGCUGCUGGUAGGACGUCUGGUGGAAUAUCUUUGUGUCAGAAUCAUUGUCAGCUUUUAUUUCUGAGAUAUCAGAAACAUGAAAUACCUCGGAGAUGACAGACAUUAUCUGUACAAAAAAAUGACUGAAAUGCCAUUAGAGCAAUACAGUGACACAUGACGAAACUUUCUGAGUAGGCAGUAUCAUCGAUUUUCCACUCGUGUGAUGAAGUUAAGUUGACUUCUGGAACUAUUUAAUGCAGUUGUGUAGCUCUUACUAUUUUUAUUUUGCAUCUCCAUGAUUGUUUGAUUUUUUUCUCCAUGACACUUUGAACACUCCUAGAACAAACCACUUUGGCAUUUUAAGGGUUAAAAGCAUAAAUGAAUUCUGAUGGUUGUACCAUCGUUAUAUCAGAAAAUAUAACACACUGAUGAUUAAAAAGACGGAACAGAUGGGGGCUCAGUCCACUGUUUGUGAAUGACCUUAAAUGUGAUUAUCACUACAGCCGAUUACAAAUAGUGUCUUGUUUUUUUUCUGCCAUCAAUCUACACAAGUUGUUUUAUAUACAACUCUCAUCUUGAGAUUUAAGUACAAACUGAUCAAAAAUGAAAAAAAAAAAAACAGCUGAUUUCAGAGAAUAAGCAUUAGAUCUAGUUUGUUUAGUUCCUGGAAUAAACAUAUUCCACUGUUAUAUAGAAAUGUUCUCUAAGGUCUGACUGGAGAGACCCUUCCUAACGUGUUUGUCUUUCCUCUCCAGCAGACUUUGGCUGUCAGAUUGUAGAUGUACAGUGUGAAAAUGUAUAACAUAUUUUAGGUCUGUUCGCAGUCAAUAAAAAUUUGCUUUUAUAACGUGUCAAGUUAAA
Molecule: messenger RNA, 2280 nt
Organism: Labrus mixtus (cuckoo wrasse)
Lineage: Eukaryota; Metazoa; Chordata; Actinopteri; Labriformes; Labridae
Gene: ivd
Product: isovaleryl-CoA dehydrogenase
Exons: 12
Coding region: 79-1332 (417 amino acids)
Biological process (GO): L-leucine catabolic process
Cellular component (GO): mitochondrion
Molecular function (GO): flavin adenine dinucleotide binding; 3-methylbutanoyl-CoA dehydrogenase activity
Source: RefSeq, a predicted model, not a curated record